AUGUAUUUAAACGAUGCAGAACCAGAAGACGAGAAUGACGAGGCGGGGAAUGACAUGGGCAUGGAGCGAAUGUUUGAGGAGCUCAAUACAUUAAAGGGGACCGUAGACGGCCUGGAGACUCGUCUCAAAGAGACAGUGGACAGUGCUCUGAGUAGGGAUAUGGUUGAUGAAAUAGGCAAAGCCAACAGCAGCGAGCCGAUAAAUGAAGAGCCAGUGAGAAAAGCCCCACGUGAAAGUCCUGCAGCAGCCAGCAGCAAACUAGGAAGCAUCUUCGAAGAGAUACUGGAGGAGAGAGAAGUAGAAACCAGAGCAACAACCUCAUCCUCGGCCGUUUCAGAGGUGCAGAACUACCUCUCAGAACCAACCAUUCUCAGGAGAUUGCUAAGGCCCAAGAGGCGGACCCUUCCUGUCAAGAGCUCGGGCCGUCUGACCGCCAAGCAAGCCCGGGUCGCAUCCAUUACCAACUCCAACAGGACGUGUGGUACAGAAGAGUACCUUCCAAGUAUGGAGGUUUUAAUUACCAAGUGGUGGUUCCGGCCGCGUUGGUGCCCCAGUUCCUGUUGUACUAUCACCACAGUCCAUUUGGUGGACAUCUGGGCAGGAUGA
Knipowitschia caucasica is the source of this 606-nucleotide messenger RNA. The record is from the annotation of a GenBank genome assembly. NCBI's taxonomy places the organism in Eukaryota, Metazoa, Chordata, Actinopteri, Gobiiformes, Gobiidae.